Messenger RNA from Amphimedon queenslandica, 1112 nucleotides. RefSeq names its product translocation protein SEC63 homolog. Gene Ontology annotation, molecular function: RNA binding; transmembrane protein transporter activity. The coding region runs from base 144 to 1046 and encodes 300 amino acids. The record is from RefSeq and is a predicted model, not a curated record. The transcript is spliced from 11 exons. NCBI's taxonomy places the organism in Eukaryota, Metazoa, Porifera, Demospongiae, Haplosclerida, Niphatidae. Gene Ontology annotation, biological process: post-translational protein targeting to endoplasmic reticulum membrane; SRP-dependent cotranslational protein targeting to membrane. Gene Ontology annotation, cellular component: Sec62/Sec63 complex.
AACAACUCCCUCAUAUUAAUGACAGGAAGAUAUUUUACCAUAAAAAGCACAGGUUGUCUAGUGUUGAAGAUUUUGCGAAAUUGAGAAACGAAGAGAGGAGGCGCCUCCUUAAGAACCUAUCGGACGAAGAGUAUCAAGAUAUUAUGAUAUUUUGUGAAAAUUUCCCACACAUCGAAAUGAAUGUAGAAACUGGAGUUGAAGAUGAUGAAGACACUAGUUUAAUAUCAGCUGGUUCCUAUGUCACAAUAAAAGUUACCUUAAUAAGAACCGGAUUAUUAGAUUAUUACGGAACCUCUUCUCGUGAUAAAGAUUCAGGAUCAACUCAUAAUGACUCGAAUAUUGACAAAGACACCGAGACUUUAUCUUUUGUUGACAAACCAAAUGAAGGUAGUGUUGUCAAAGUAGCCUCGCCCACUGGCAAAAAUAAACAACAAAAAAUUAAAAAGAAAAACAAACAAACGAAAGGAGGCGGAGCUGGAAAGAAAAGGCAAACAAAUACACAAAAGCAAAAAAGUGAACCAGUCACUAAUGUUAAAAAGGAAAGUACAGACGAUACCAAAGAAGAGGAUAAUGAAUAUGAUAAUGAGGAUACACUUGAUGAUGAAGAGAGAGAAUGGAAGGAGCUCCAAAAGUCAGUCAAGAAAGAGAGAGAGCAGCAGAAGAAUCUAGUCAAUACAAGUCACCUUGUCCAUGCUCCUUACUUCCCAGCAGACAAACACGAGUUAUGGUGGGUCUAUGUAGCACAGAAGAGAACAAAAUCAAUAGUUAUACCACCAGAACGUGUCACUGGAUUAAUUGACAGGAAAGAAGUAAAUCUGAAGACGGUAAUGGAAAGGAAAGGUCUAUACAGAUACACUGUGUAUGUGACCUCUGACUCCUACAUGAACUACACUGUACAGCAAGAUAUCACUAUCAAGGUGCAUGAGCAGAAGGAGGUAUCAGGUAAAGAACAAUGGAAGGACCUUGAGAAAGAAGAGGAGGAGGAGGACAUGAUUGAAGAGAGUGUCACUGAAUCUGAUACUGAUGAUGAUGACAAUAGCGACUAGAAAUUAUUUAAAACUGUAUUAUUAUUAUUAUUUAAUCUCUAAUAAAUGAAGUAUUUUUGAUACGAU